ACAUUUCAUGCUUUAUUUGAUUUAACUCAGUGUACAAUAAAAAUAAAUAACAAUGAAUAGUUGACUAAGCAAAAAAUAAUUGCUGACUAUUUGACUUCUAAAAUAAUCAUUAGUUGCAGACCUAGUGUGUGGCUUAAAAGUAUGACAAAACAUGAUAGAACUAGUUUAUAUUCUAUUCUAGUAACAUUUUGGCUUAACUGAGUAAACUUUGCACAAUAUGUAAUGACAAAUGAAAGAAAUUGAACUAAAAGGCAGGUAUUUUUAUAUAAUUUUUGCUGUCAACGUUUUUAGAAAAUAUCACCAUCUUUAAAGGCGCACUGUGUAGCCUUUACGGCAGAGGGUCCACCACCUGAUUUUCUUUUCUAGAAUUUCUGCUCUGCGUGGAAUGUUCAACAGCAUAGCAUUAUCUUUUCAAUUACAGAUGUUUGUAUUGCUCAAAAAUGCCUCAGAAAAACUUGUGGAGAGUGGAGCUGCCUCUCCACAGAUCUAACCUGUGAUUUGACCUCCUGGUGCUACCUGCUAGUCUGCAAUGAAGAUGGGCACGUUUAAUACCGUACUGUGGAACAUUUCAGACAAAGCACAAAAAUCUUCAGAGACAAGCAGAUGUUCCUUUUAAGAUGGUGAUUUUUAGAAAUGUAGACCGCAUUUUUUUUUCCAAACUCAACAUUAUAUUGUCCCACUAUCCCCCCACCAGAAAAGUUCCAUAGAGCGCCUUUAAUUAAACCCUACCAAACCUCACAUGUCCUUCCUCUGAAUUGCACCAGCUAAGAAAACAAAAGUCGUGACCCUCUUUGGAAGGCUGCGGUCUGAAGAUUUACAGAAGGAAAGAGUCUGAAAUGAUGGGAAACAAAAAUAAACUAGACUCGACCCUACAAGACUGCAAUGGAGAAGUGUGGGCAUAUUUGUGAGAAGUUAGCUCAUCAAAAGGCCAGCCAUUACCUCAGAGAAGACAUGGGACUGUGGGGGGACACCAAUCAUGUUACUCCAUUUAACAGCUAUGGAUGAUUAACUUGUCUAUUUGGUCAGUUGAGAAAGUCCAGCGUUGCAAAACAAAGAAAGUUGCCACAAUAGCUAAGAAUAAGUAAGCUGGGAAAGCACCUCUGGUCUGGUGACUGCUGUGUGACUAGAGGAAGAAGGUAGUGAAUUAAGUCUUGUUAACCUACCAACUGUGUAUAAUGCUUUUAAGUAAACAAGGAGAAAGCUGCUAAUUUUCCAGCUAAUAUUUGGACAAAUUUUUCCAGCAAGAUUUAAGAUUUUAAAUAUACAUCUUGGUAUUUUUUAUUGAUUUCCAAAUCAUGCAAAAUGAGGACCAUUACCAAAGCGAUUUCAAAUUAUUUAAAAGAUUUUAUUAUCUUUUAGAAUGAGUGUCUGUGUGUUCGACUGGUGUUGUAACGUGUGAACCCAAGACUCAAGAUCAUGACGAUGGAGAGAAAUAGCAAAGCUCUAAAGGUGAAGCAGGAGUGUGGAGAGAACGUGCCCUUCCUGUCUGACAGCGAGCUCAUGUCCCUGUCUGUGCGCGAGCUCAACAUGCACCUGCGAGGCCUCUCCCGUGACGAGAUCCAGAAGCUCAAGCAGCGCCGCCGCACCCUCAAGAACCGGGGCUACGCGGCCAGCUGCCGGGUCAAGCGUGUGUCCCAGCGGGAGGCCCUGGAGCAGCAGAAGCAG
This is a messenger RNA of Boleophthalmus pectinirostris (great blue-spotted mudskipper), 1665 nucleotides long. RefSeq names its product v-maf avian musculoaponeurotic fibrosarcoma oncogene homolog F (gene maff). Gene Ontology annotation, molecular function: RNA polymerase II cis-regulatory region sequence-specific DNA binding; DNA-binding transcription factor activity, RNA polymerase II-specific. The record is from RefSeq and is a predicted model, not a curated record. Gene Ontology annotation, cellular component: nucleus. NCBI's taxonomy places the organism in Eukaryota, Metazoa, Chordata, Actinopteri, Gobiiformes, Gobiidae. The annotation marks the transcript as partial. Gene Ontology annotation, biological process: regulation of epidermal cell differentiation; regulation of transcription by RNA polymerase II. The transcript is spliced from 3 exons.